AGAAAUAGUUACACACACAGAAUUUUCCAUUAAUCAGAGGAAAAAGUCCUACACAGAUGGUAUAUAGGAUAGAUUACGGCUAGUAAUCCUUUUGUGUCCUAGAAGAUUAAGGAUAUCCUGGUGUAGCUGCAGUCAGCUGACCUUUUUUUAUUUAAAUGACUGAAAAUUCUUGAUGCAAUUCUGCAGAGGACCCAGUCUCUUCCAGAAGCCAUGAAUAGUGCACUGUGAAUGUUUGUUAAAGGAACGGUCUGUUUAAGUCCAGCCCCAGUUAUAAAUUUACAGGAAUUUAACUUUGUGCCAUGUAAACAGCAGCAGCUACAAGAUGGCUAAGAAAUCACUUGCUAGACGGCUCUAUCAAAUCUAACAGAGGUGCAAGAGAGCUGGAUUUUGUGAGGUGGUGCAGUGAGUGUCAUGUGAAGAAACGGAGGAUUUCUGAGUCCUGCUGUCUGGGUUGCCCCAGAAAGCGAAGAUGAAUGCUUCGGUGGAAGAAGAGGGUGGCUGCACACUCUGAAUUUUCUGGCAUGGAUCUGUAUGAGGAUUACAAAUCACCCUUCGAUUUCAAUGCUGGAGUGAACAGAAAUUAUCUUUACCUGUCGCCUAGCAUAAACCUUUCUCCACCUGGAUCACCAACACUGGCAAAAUCUGGGCUGCUGAGAAGUGACUCCAUACCUGAGGUUGGAGAGGAUGCUGCUGCUAUGGUUGGUAUGGCAGAAACACUCUCAGAAGAAGAACAGGAUGAGCUAAGAAAAGAGCUUGCUAAGGUGGAAGAGGAAAUCCAGACGCUCUCACAAGUGCUAGCUGCCAAAGAGAAGCAUCUAGCAGAAAUCAAGAGAAAGCUGGGAAUUAACUCAUUACAGGAACUAAAGCAGAACAUUACCAAAAGCUGGCAAGAUGUUACAUCAACCACAGCAUACAAGAAAACAUCAGAAACUCUGUCUCAGGCUGGUCAGAAGGCUUCUGCUGCUUUUUCAUCUGUUGGUUCAGUCAUAACCAAGAAGUUUGAAGAUGUCAGACUACAGGCAUUUUCACAUUCCUUUAGUAUACGCUCCAUACAACAUUCAAUUAGCAUGCCUAUUAUGAGAAAUUCUCCUACUUUCAAAUCCUUUGAGGAAAAAGUUGAAAACUUAAAGAGCAUGGCAGGGGUAGCCCAGUCCUGGAAAAGCUGCUCUACUGAAAAGAGUUAUUGAACUUGUUCAGGCAGAGUUUAAAGUUGGAGGAAGCAAACACGCUGGGGGAGACUUCGGAGAAGUUCUCAACUCUGCUGCCAACGCCAGUGCCACAGAAACUAUUGCAGAACAGACACAGGAGGAGACCCACUGAGAUUCCUGCCACUGUCCUGCUACCUACUGCCAGAUGCUGCAAGCAAAAACUAAGCACACCUGUAACAUUCUUUGCGCUCUUUCAACCAGAUGUGCUUUUAUUUAGCAUGUAGCUGUUUUACUGGAUUAACUGAUACCAAGCUUGUUUGUGGGUUCAAAAUAUUUUUGAAACUAAAAUACAUUGUUUGGGGUUUUGUGUGGGAAGGGGAAUUUUUAUGCCUUUCAAGCAUUUGAAGGACUUAUCUAUAAUUUGAAGGCAACCUUUAAAAUAUAGCAAUGAAAAACUCUUUUGAGAAGUUAAUUAUACUGUACAUAUACUGUGGAUACGUAAUUCCUUUUGAAUCUGUAACUACUGCUCAAUUUAAUCAUUAUGAAUCUACUGCUGCUGCCAAACUGAAGCUUGUUCCUUCACUCCCUUGUGAUUAUUUUGGUUAAGUGUUGCCUGCACAGGACACUGGCCUAGAAGGAUCACUCCCAGCUAAAGGACGGACUUCUGCUCUAGCAGGCUUUAAGCAAGUUUUUCAUAGCAGGAUUUACAUGUGGGUAGGAACGUACUGUCUUGUGAGCAUGUUCCUCAUGCAACAGAAGCAGAUACAGUUAUAGGUAAUAUCUAAAAUUCAUUGAUCUGUCUGUGGAUUAUUAACCUAGGAAACUUAUGACCAUUGCAAACAGAAGGAAGAUGCCUCGUAGUGCUGGUGUGGUUCAGUUACGGUAACAUUUUCAGUCUUGUUUUUUGUCCAUGAUGUUAAUGUGGUAAGAUACACUCUUCUGAACUUUUGAUCAGUCGUGAGUAGAUUCAUCUUAAUUCACCUAUCAUGGUGUCAUAUUUACACUAACAAAGCAUGGACUAUAAGAAUAAGCCUGGGCACAAAAGUGCUUCUUCUAUUUGGCAUCGAGAGAAUUGCUCUCAGAGGCUCAUGUUGUUUCCUUUGUAGGCUGACCACUGAAAACAUCUGCUACACCUUCUUUUAUUUUUCCGUGUUAAAGGCCUGUACUACUAGCAGCCCUGUCUGUGUUUAAUACCCCAGAAAUCUCCUUCGAGAGGUGCACCAUGUCAUACUCUUACAGGAUCUGUUCUACAUGUUGCUUUAUCUGAUGUUCUCUUAAAGUUUCUUGUAUUUCAUAUGUUUCUGGCACGUGGUGUCAGUAAGGUUAGAACUCCUGGCAAGUGUUUUAUCACCCUGCUUAGAACUGGAAACAAGUUUUGAAACAUUUGUGUGAAAUCCGUGAGACCUCCAACUACCACCAAAAGCUGGCUCCUGACAACCUGUUUAGCAUGUCAGAUGUAGUAUAUAUGCUUAAUUACAUGUGAGAAGCUUAAUAAAAACCUGUAUGUGAGGAA
Molecule: messenger RNA, 2661 nt
Organism: Columba livia (rock pigeon)
Lineage: Eukaryota; Metazoa; Chordata; Aves; Columbiformes; Columbidae
Gene: TPD52
Product: tumor protein D52
Exons: 9
Coding region: 474-1187 (237 amino acids)
Biological process (GO): B cell differentiation
Cellular component (GO): cytoplasm
Source: RefSeq, a predicted model, not a curated record